GGCUGCACGCUGCCACCAUGGCACCGAGGCUCCCGGGAAUGGGGCCCUUCUCCCUCCUCAGCCUUGGAGUCCUGCUCCUGCUCCUGGCUCUCCCUGCUGAUGUUAAUGGGCUCUCUCAGAAGCACGUCUCAGACGUCGUGGAUGACAGCAAGGACAACAUCACCAUUUUCACGCGCAUCCUGGACCGGCUCCUGGACGGCUACGACAACCGCCUGCGGCCCGGCCUCGGAGACAGUGUAACUGAAGUCAAGACAGACAUUUACGUGACGAGUUUCGGCCCUGUCUCGGACACAGACAUGGAAUACACCAUUGAUGUCUUUUUCCGGCAAUCCUGGAGAGAUGAAAGGCUGAAGUUUGAUGGUCCCAUGAAAAUCCUUCCCCUGAACAACCUGCUGGCCAGUAAGAUCUGGACUCCUGACACUUUCUUCCACAACGGGAAGAAAUCUGUUGCCCACAACAUGACCACCCCCAACAAGCUGCUGCGCCUGGUGGACAACGGCACCCUCCUGUACACCAUGAGGCUGACCAUCCACGCCGAGUGCCCCAUGCACCUGGAGGACUUCCCCAUGGACGUGCACGCCUGCCCCCUGAAAUUUGGGAGCUAUGCCUACACAAAGACAGAGGUGAUCUACACCUGGACCCUGGGGAAGGAUAAAUCUGUGGAAGUAGCCAAGGGUGGAUCUCGCCUGAACCAGUAUGACCUGCUGGGCCACGUGGUUGGCACGGAGAUGGUUCGAUCCAGCACAGGGGAAUACGUCGUCAUGACCACGCACUUCCACCUCAAGAGGAAGAUUGGGUACUUUGUCAUCCAGACCUACCUGCCCUGCAUCAUGACUGUCAUCCUGUCCCAGGUUUCCUUCUGGCUCAACAGGGAGUCCGUUCCUGCCCGCACGGUUUUUGGUGUCACCACGGUGCUCACCAUGACCACACUAAGCAUCAGCGCCAGAAACUCCUUGCCCAAGGUGGCGUACGCGACGGCCAUGGACUGGUUCAUAGCCGUCUGUUACGCCUUCGUGUUUUCUGCGCUGAUCGAGUUCGCCACCGUCAACUACUUCACCAAGCGCAGCUGGGCCUGGGAUGGCAAGAAGGUGCUGGAGGCCCAGGAGAUGAAGAAAAAAGAGCCGGUGGCGCUGGCCAAGAAAACCAACAACACCUACAACAUCGUUGGCACCACCUACGCCCUGAACAUCUCCAAGGAGCCCGGCCUGCCCACCAUCUCCAAGAGUGCAGCUGCCACAGCCACUGCCACCAGCGUGCCCCCCAAGCUGCCCCGCCUGGAGGAGAAGCUCCCCGAGAGCAAGAAGACCUACAACAGCGUCAGCAAGGUAGACAAGAUGUCCCGCAUCGUCUUCCCAGUGCUCUUUGCCAUUUUCAACCUGGUCUACUGGGCCACCUAUGUGAACCGGGAGUCAGCUAUCAAGGGAAUGAUCCCCAAACAGUAAAACAGGUCACACAAACCUUCCAUCUGUCAGCAUCAUCCCAGCAGGAAUUCUCCAGGGCUUUCUUCUUUUCUUGUUUUGUUUAAUUAUUAUUGUUCAUUUGGUAUUAUGAUUAUGGUUAUUAUUAUUAUUAUUAUUAUUAUUAUGUCACUCUUUUAUAAUGUAAACAAAACUGUGAUUUUAAUUUAAUCCCAUA
Molecule: messenger RNA, 1635 nt
Organism: Agelaius phoeniceus (red-winged blackbird)
Lineage: Eukaryota; Metazoa; Chordata; Aves; Passeriformes; Icteridae
Gene: GABRA3
Product: gamma-aminobutyric acid type A receptor subunit alpha3
Biological process (GO): monoatomic ion transmembrane transport; gamma-aminobutyric acid signaling pathway; chloride transport
Cellular component (GO): membrane
Molecular function (GO): extracellular ligand-gated monoatomic ion channel activity; GABA-A receptor activity
Source: RefSeq, a predicted model, not a curated record